Messenger RNA from Moneuplotes crassus, 941 nucleotides. Lineage: Eukaryota; Ciliophora; Spirotrichea; Euplotida; Euplotidae. The record is from the annotation of a GenBank genome assembly.
UUUCAAAAAUAAAAAUUAUUAAUUUUCAUGGAAGGCAGAAUGAACAAGUCGUUUAGCCACCCUCCUAAAAGGAGUAAGAGCAGUAUGUCCUCCAGCACGAGUAGGAGUCCAUCCAGGUUUAUCAAUGAGAGUAGCUACAAAGAGAAGAAUGGUGACUUCGCAUACCGCACUGCUGAUGUGACUAAACGGGAUGCCUCAAGACGUAAGCGAAACCUCAGUGUCAGGGAGAUGGUUAACUCACACAACUUAAACAACUCUGACUUUGGUGUACAAGGAUAUCAUAUCCCUAAAUUCAAUGCCUAUUUUGAUAAACCUAUUAGUCUGAAAUGGGUCAAGAACAAAAUCCCCACUAUGUGGGAAACUAUAGAAAAAUCAUCCAAGAAGGCACCUUCUCCGGAUCAUUAUCAAAAAUAAUUUGAAACUCAUGGGCAAGAAUGCUAAUUUCUUCAGCUCAAAGCUUAAGAGAAAGUCCCAGAUAGAUGAAAUUUUUGAAAAAGAGAAAAAGAAGCCCUCUCCUUGUACUUACAAGCCGAAGGAAAUCCAAUCUAAGCGGGGUAUUUUCAACUCGAAGGUUAACAGAGACGGCUUUAUAGAGGAAGCUAAGUUCAGAUCUAAGGAAAGCCCACCUCCUUAUGCAGCGAAGUAUUCCCAAGUCCAUACUAGGGUGAGGGGAAGGUCUUUCCUCCCGACCAAAAAGACCAAUAUGGACCCGAUAAAAUAAGAUCAAUAAGCCUGAUAUGGGAAGUUAUAAUGGAGAUAAAGCCUAUAUGAAGACUGUAAAAAGAGUCAGGGUGCCUAGUAUAGUCAAGAAUAAUAUUCCCUUAAUCCAGGACUUAAAGAUUAAGCACACGAAGAACAUCCCUGGCGUCGGCUCCUACCAGUGGGAUAGGAGCUUUAACCACUCAACCAGAGCCCCCUUGUUUAGAAAGGGAAGAUAUUAA